GUCGAGCGUGAACUCCAACCGGCCCCCGUCGCCCCAGCACGGGCGGCCCGCGCCGGCCGGCCCCGUCCCCAUGGGGCCGGCCGCCCCGCGCCCCUCCAACGGGGGCUACCCGACGCCGCAGAGCGGGCCGCGCAACAUGUCCGCGCACAUGCGGCGGGCGCCGUCGCCCACGCCGGCGUUCAACAGGCCGCCCUCUCCGAGCAAGCCGCGCUGGCGAUCCUGA
This is a messenger RNA of Prorocentrum cordatum, 223 nucleotides long. The record is from the annotation of a GenBank genome assembly. NCBI's taxonomy places the organism in Eukaryota, Dinophyceae, Prorocentrales, Prorocentraceae.